UUCCGGGAUGCGUGGCUUUCUGCUGAACUAGUCGAAAUCGAGAACGAUGAAGGAACACGCAAGAUUUCACAUGGGCAGGCGGUUGCCGACUAUAUCUUGAAAACAAGCGGCACUUUCGCCACAUUGCUUACAAAGCUGGAAAAGCGCGAGGCAAACCUUCAAGAGGGGGAGUACCAGUAUGGCGUGGUGCUAGAGCUUCAUAAUCAGCGCAAGCUUAAGCUUGAGAAAGUGGAGGAAUGGGUUCUUAGAGCGGUGAAAACAAUUAAUAGCAAUGACGUCGAGCUUGACGAGCGGCGGAAAUGGGUUCCGCUUUUUCGGACCAUCGUCGAGAUGAGACUAUCAGAGGUGGCCUCUACCCGCCGCGUGGACGUUAUCACCCGAGCCUGGGAAGCGAUGGGGCCGACGAGCGCCGCCGCGUCGCCGUCGCCGCGUACUACCGGGAUGCGGAGGUCGCGGUCCGCGCGGAACGCGGCCCGCCGUGGAAAUCGGUCGCCGCCGCGUAGUUCGGGGCGGAGGUUUAUCGAACGGAAAACCCCCCCCUUCCCAUAUCAAAAUGGAAGUAUGUGAUGCGGGAUUCGGGUACACAAAUCGUUUUGUUUUUGUCAUGCUAGAAGGGAAAAGAUGCGGACUGUAGUGCUGGGUGGCGUGGGAAGGCAUUGCAUCUGCAGCAUGACAGGAGGCAGCUGAUAUGGGGAAACAGCACGACGAAUUGCCUGCAAACGAGGCCACAACUGCGUCUCUUGGCCUUCUAGUCAUACAAGUCGGCUCGUGUCUCAACUCACUAAUUUCGUUUUCGAUAUGAGGAGUGGGGAUUUUUCCUUUUGAUAAGUCCGCAGUCCGCGCGCAGCGCGCUGGAGGGAGCUGGCAUGAGCCGUGCAGAUUUAUUACGGGCGGAGCUGGCCUCUGUAUUGGCAGCGGGCGGCGACGGUGAACAUGGUCUUGUUGCGGACUCGCGAGAUUCUGCUCCGGUGCCGGAGUGGUGGAACCAGCUUCGGCUUUUUGUUUUUUUGAAUAAGAGCAAAGGUUGCAAGACGACGGGAAGGGGAGGACGAUUUACGGACGACGGCGCGCCGAUUAUUUUUUUCGAUGCUACCACAUGUCUCGAGAAGCUGUGGGAGGGUGUUGUCAAGAAAAUGGGUGAGGUAUUAUCGUUAAAUGAAAAGCUAAAGAAGGAAUUAUGGACAUCUUUUGGAACGCAAUCUUUUGUAAGAAAAGGAUAA
Messenger RNA from Amoebophrya sp. A120, 1220 nucleotides. The record is from the annotation of a GenBank genome assembly. NCBI's taxonomy places the organism in Eukaryota, Dinophyceae, Syndiniales, Amoebophryaceae.